This is a messenger RNA of Jatropha curcas, 2827 nucleotides long. Its product is annotated as WRKY transcription factor SUSIBA2. Gene Ontology annotation, biological process: regulation of DNA-templated transcription. Gene Ontology annotation, molecular function: DNA-binding transcription factor activity; sequence-specific DNA binding. NCBI's taxonomy places the organism in Eukaryota, Viridiplantae, Streptophyta, Magnoliopsida, Malpighiales, Euphorbiaceae. The record is from RefSeq and is a predicted model, not a curated record.
AGUGUCACACACUUUCUCUUUCAAACUGUCUGUGUGUUGGAAUUCUGAUAAUCUCUUCCUCAAAGCCUCCAUUUGCAGUCUCUCUCUUACUCUCUAAUUAGUUUCAGCUCCAAAAUUAAUCCAGAAAACCAAAAAAGUGGGGCCAAACUUCCUUCACAACCCUCCAGUCUCUCCCUCUGAAAAUGACAGUCGCGUAACUCUUACACUUCCCUUUCUAAUCUACCACCGGAAAUGGACCCGAAUCCACCGCCGCAACAGCCAUCCACCUUCGCCGACUUCGAAACCAAAACCCUAGUUUCCGCUUCCAAUUCUCAAACCGAUGACUUCUCUAACAGAAAUGACUACGCCAAUGCUGAUGAUGCAUCGGGAACUGCUAUCAGAGGAAGCAUUGCGGAGAGAAGAGCUGCAAAAUGUGGCUUCAAAGCGGAGAGGAUUAAUACGGCACGGUUUCGGACCACUAGCCCCUUGAAUUCACCGGCUGCGACGGCUCUCGUUCGGUCUCCUUGUAUUACUAUUCCGCCCGGGAUUAGCCCCACCGCGCUGCUCGAUUCGCCGAUUAUGCUGCCUAAUUCUCAGCCUUCUCCCACCACUGGAACUUUUCCGUUACCGCUACUCAAUUAUGAAAGUCCAAUGCUGAAUACAGUGACUUCUGCUGAUGGGGACGAAGGCUGUGAUUCUGGUUCCUUCAGAUUCAAGCCUCACCAGGAUCCGGGUUCUUUGCCAGAGUUUUCUACCUUGGAAAUUCAGGCAAAUAAUGUAGAUUUUCAAGCUGGUUCAGCAGAACCAUCAAUGGAUUUUGAAUUCCCUGUAGAGUUUUCGAAGGAAGCUACAACAGAUAGCUGUGCUAAAGAUUCAGAAACUGAUGUGAAAGUUUUAAAUAGCAUGAUUGCAAGUGCCAACUUCAGUGACAUGCAAAUGGGUCAUGCGGAUGUAGGUAGCAAACAAAUAUCUCUUCAUAUGGAACCUGUUUCUGGGGAAAAUAUUGGGACACGUCAACCUUUGGAUCAUGAAAGAGGGAUAUUCCGUUCAAUAGGAAUGGCAAGGAAUUCAGAAGAUGGAUACAAUUGGAGAAAGUAUGGGCAGAAGCAGGUGAAGGGUAGUGAAUAUCCUAGGAGCUACUAUAAGUGUACGCAUCCAAAUUGUCAGGUGAAGAAAAAAAUUGAGCGUUCACAUGACGGUCAAAUAACUGAAAUCAUCUACAAAGGUGCCCAUAAUCACCCUAAACCUCAGCCUAGUCGCCGAGCACAAGUUGGACCAGCUUCUUCAUUUGAUGAGAUGCCAGAGAUGGAUGAAGCCAGUGAAAACCGUGUCAAAGUUGAAGUUGGGUCUAUUUGGAAAAAUCCACAACCAGGGUCCAGGGAUUUUAAGGCUGAUGGUCUGGAAAGAACAUCUUCAACAUCUGUUUUAACUGAGCUUUCUGAUCCAUUCUCAACCACCCAAGUCAAAUCUAUAGGAACUUUUGAAUCAGCAGAAACUCCAGAGCUUUCUUCCACACUUGUUAGUAAUGAUGAUGAUGAUGAUGGGGCCACUCAGGGAAGCUUAUAUGUUGGAGUUGAUGCUGAUAUUGAGGAAUCUGAGUCAAAAAGAAGGAAGAUUGACAGCUGCUUGGUUGAAACUAGUUUGGCAUCCAGAGCUGUUCGUGAACCAAGAGUAGUUGUCCAAAUAGAGAGUGAUGUUGACAUACUUGACGAUGGGUACCGCUGGAGAAAAUAUGGUCAAAAAGUAGUCAAGGGGAAUCCAAAUCCUAGGAGUUACUACAAAUGCACGAGUGCUGGAUGUUCAGUGAGGAAACAUGUUGAGAGAGCCUCUCACAAUCUAAAAUAUGUAAUUACAACAUACGAGGGGAAACACAAUCAUGAAGUGCCUGCAGCCAGAAACAGCAAUAAUGUGAACUCAAAUGGUAGCAAUUUACCUCAGGUUACUACCAAUACACAGCCUGCCCUGGCAUUAACCAGAAACGCCAAUGGGGCAAAACCUGAAACACAAUUUCAUGAGCUUGCACCUGGUUUUGAUAGAAAACCAAUAUUUAACAAUGAGUUUUUGAGACCUAGUUUUCCUGGAAAUUUCAGUAAUGAAAUGAAGCUUGGAGCUUCCACCAUUUAUCCAUUGAAGUUUCCCACCUUUCAACAUACCAUGCCUUACAACUCUUUUGAUUUCAACCGUAGUGCAAUCCAUCACUCUGGCUCCAUAGCUUCUCUUGUUCCAAAUUUUCCAAUUUCGUUGCCAUCAACUGUUCAUGCAUCUGCUACUGUUUCUCUGAGUGGUGUUGAUUUUAAUUAUAAUGGGAAACCAAUUGGUCAAGGUCAGCCUUUCCUCUCAGGACAGCAACUGGUCAAGCCCAAGCAAGAACAAAGAGAUGAUAAUCUUUAUGAGGGUCAGCCUAUCAUUGAUCAUGUAAAUGCAUCUCAGCCAUCAUCAGUAUAUCAACACAUCAUGGGAAAUUUUCCAUCAUAAAGAACUUGCCUUACGUCAAAAGUAGCAUCAGAAAAGAAAAGGGUAAAAAAAGACACAGUUCAAGUGAUUAAAGGCCUUUCUCUUGCAAUGUUGUUAUUGUGGUAAAUUUCUUUCUCAUAUCUACAGUAAUGAACUUUAUAUUAUAGAAAAUGUACACAGGUACUUGUAUUAAUUUAUAUAGUUUUCAAUUUUGUAAGUAGAAGCUCCUUCUCUCUUACUCUACCGAGACCUACUUUGAUUAACUUGUUGGAACCCUUUAGAGUAAGUCGCCUAUAUAGUGAUAUUUAAAAGUUAAUAUAUGUAUUUGCAUGUUUGUACAGUACUUAGAAGACAAUGCUUGAAAUGCAAUGCUAUGGAAAGUGAAUUUUUUAAA